CAAGAAAAGAGAGAAGCUCUGCAAACACCAUACUCCAUAGCUAAAUUCGGACUCAAGCUCAAAGGAUGCAAAGAAGGAAGUUUAAAGAGGAAAGAGGGAGGAAAAAGUGUGGUGAUUAAGGAACUUGUCUAAGGAGUUCCUAGAGCUUUCACGGAGUUGAAAGGGUCGCGGGAGUCGUCACCGGAGUUCAUCAAAGUUCGCCGGAGUUUCGCUGGAGUUCAACCGGGAAGGGUAGAAUUUCAUAAAGCUCAUUCAAAAUGUCUGGAGGAAGAAGUGAUGAUCCCAUUUUUCAGGAGCCAUCGCUAGAUAGGCAAGACCCACUGCUUGUGCCAGAAAUCCCAUUUGCCAUUGAUGCUGACCGCAAACGCUUCCAGACAUGGGGGCGUUUCCGCAGUCUCCUACCCCCCAUGAUCCUGGACCAGGGGAUGCUCGAGACGUGGGGAUACUGGAGCGACAUUGAUACGCUGCUAGGAGAUUCGUUGUGGUGGAGCAUUCUAUCUAUAGAGGAGAGGGCCAGUUUCCCACUGACGAUUAAGUUCCUGUGCUCACUGCACUUCACUCAUUAUGGCCAGACCAUUCAGAUAGCAGGUGCCAUUGGGUCGGAGACACGGAUGAGAUUCACUAUUCUGGGCAUCGAGCACUCCAUCACUGUGGCUGAGCUCGGAUGGAGGAUGGGGCUCUAUGCCCCGGCUUAUACACAGACUGACGAGUUCCGCGCUCUCCCGACCCAUCUACCAAAGGGAUUUGACAUUGAUGAGUUCUGGCACACACACUCUACAGACACCGGGGUCUUCUUCGUGCGUACCCCUUGGCGGCCCGAUGGAGGCAGACACACUGGUAUACACUCUCAUUCGUGCUAUCUUGUGGUUUUUUUGGACGACCUUACAAC
Molecule: messenger RNA, 889 nt
Organism: Cuscuta europaea
Lineage: Eukaryota; Viridiplantae; Streptophyta; Magnoliopsida; Solanales; Convolvulaceae
Source: the annotation of a GenBank genome assembly